Molecule: messenger RNA, 10097 nt
Organism: Doryrhamphus excisus (bluestripe pipefish)
Lineage: Eukaryota; Metazoa; Chordata; Actinopteri; Syngnathiformes; Syngnathidae
Source: RefSeq, a predicted model, not a curated record
AGCCCCCCCCCCCAUUUUAUCUGAAUGCCCACUGUGCAUUCCAGCGCAUUUGUGAAUGGCCGUCAUUGAUUCAGCUUUCUUUGAGGCAUCGAGCAGAUAGUCCGAAGUCUACACAGAAGCUCCUUGUUUGGCCUGCAGCUCCCACAUCUGUCAUGAUGACGAAACCUGCAUAGGCCAAGAGGACAAGAAAGACACAAGGCAGACAAUGAGUGAUGAAACCGCCACUAAAGGGACAGUUGUCAUCAUACAGUUCCAUAUAAACUUCCUCUUUAAGUUCUUGGUGAUCGGCAGCGCCGGGACGGGGAAAUCCUGCCUCCUCCAUCAGUUCAUUGAGAACAAAUUCAAACAGGACUCCAACCACACCAUCGGAGUCGAGUUUGGUUCCAGAGUGGUCAAUGUCGCCGGGAAGACGGUCAAACUGCAAAUCUGGGACACCGCCGGGCAGGAGCGGUUCCGUUCUGUGACACGCAGCUACUACCGCGGAGCAGCUGGAGCACUUUUGGUCUAUGAUAUUACCAGCCGAGAGACGUAUAACGCCCUGACCAACUGGCUGACAGACGCACGCACGCUAGCGAGCCCCAACAUUGUCAUCAUCCUGUGCGGCAACAAGAAGGACCUGGAGGCAGAACGCGAGGUCACCUUCCUGGAGGCCUCACGCUUUGCUCAAGAGAACGAGCUGAUGUUCCUGGAGACCAGCGCUCUGACGGGAGAGAACGUGGAGGAGGGUUUCCUCAAGUGCGCUCGCACCAUUCUCAACAAGAUCGAUUCAGGCGAGCUGGAUCCGGAGAGGAUGGGCUCAGGCAUCCAGUACGGGGAUGCUUCACUGAGGCAGCUGCGACAGCCCAGAGGCAGCAUCGCACAGAACAAGCAGCACUGUGGUUGCUAGUUGUGGACACCUUCAACCCCCCCGCCCCUUCCCAACAAUCUUACUGUCCAUAAACCCACACCGACAAGACAGUUACAGGUCAGUGGCCGCAAUAUCAGCCCAGCUCCAGUUGUUUUGGGGUGUCCUCUGAGACACCUCACAGCACCUGGAUGAGUGGAGAUCACCGCAACCCCUUUGGCGCUCUGGUAAGACUUACUGUGGGAUUGGGUCUUCAGUGUUUCCCAGCUAGUAAUGGACCAGUGUUGGUCCAUGGGAUGGAUGAAUGGGAUAUGCAGUAUAGUCAUGUUUUUUAUUUAAUACAUGUGCUUCUCAUUCCCGGUUUUAGUAACAACCGCAGCUCUAAAAUUUGCACAGCUAUUUUUUCAACAUUAUUAUUAUUAUUAUUGCUUUUUUCUGCUUCUUUUCAGCGUAAAUGUCAAAAUUAACACAGCAAAAGUUUGGAGGAGGUUUAGGAAGAUGUCCGGAAGCUAAUCCCCACCUAAGAUCGGUUUCUUACCACGGAAAAUGCACUUUUGCGGGGGUGCCGGCCUUACUGAAAUGCACAUUGUAGUGGAUUUGCGUCCUUUCCGGUCCCAUUGGCUGCAGCGGCAGCAACUCCAUUUCACUGUACAUAUGCCAAAGUAUCACGUUGGGCUCAUUUUGUGUUAAAAGAGGGAGUCAUCCAGUCGUGCUGUUACACAAGUGUGGUUGCCAGUUAGAAAAAAGCACAAAAACGUUUUAUCUCACUAAAAUGUCACCGCUCAUGCACUCAAGACUGUAUUGAAAAAAGUAUUAGGACAUGGCCUCAUUGCUGAAGAAGGGUCUUUAGUUGGUGCAUAAAGGCAUGCCUUGGCAGCAAUGAUCGUCACAAAUGAAAAAGAGUGCCAACACUCCAGAACCUCGUAGAAAAAUGCUAUACUUACAAAUUAUUUUGCCUGUAAAAUUGUAGUUUCACAUGGAAAUGCUGUUUUUUUUACCAUUAACAUAUUAUAUUUGUGGUCACAAAAAGGCUACAUUGGGCUUUGGAAAAUGUGAUGUCACAUUAAGACAUUCUAAAAGCCAUGUUGGACACACUCCAAUGUGGAAGCUACGAUAGCUGCAAAGUCGGGACAAACUCCUUCACUUCUCACUCCUGCAGUUGUCCCAAUAUUUGCGCCCGUAUAGGUGCCGUCUUGAGGCAGGCCACAUUUUGGUGAGCCUCAAUUAGAAAGAAAAAUGUCUUCUCACUGGUUUAGCACAGAAGCAGAUUGAGUCUGACCUAUGAGUUUUUUUCAUGUCAGUGAGGCGACGGGAAUUUCCACUGGAGCUUUUGAUGUGACGCAAUGACUUGGCACACAAAAACAAAUAGUCUCAGAUGAUGAGUCAGACACACACACACACACACACACGUUAUAUAUAUAUAUAUCUACACGACAGCAAGCUGUUUUCAUUGUGUUAUUGUUUAUCUCUUCCUGUACAAAGACGUACGAGGGCCACACUGAGAUAAGAUCAUCAUUUCAAAAAGUAGUUUAGGAAUUUUAACAGUCAUGUUGUGUAUAAACAAUACGUUUAACAUUACAACAUGGUUCUCAUUUAACUAAUUUCUUCCUUAUAUGACUUCUCAUAAAGUUAAUACUUUUUGCUUAUAUUCACAGUUUAUCCCACGUUUUUGGAAGAAAUAAAAACACAGUUCAACUUUAUUUCCAUAACAUUUCCAAAAUUUGUGCAAUUUCAUUGUUUGAAAAUAUAAUUAUUUUUAAAUUAUGGUUUCUUGGGGAAAAUACUUAAUUUAUACCCGUUUUCUCAUUUUUGGACUAUAUUGUUAAAAUUAAUUUCUUAAAAUCUGUACUAUAAGUACAACUUGUAUGUCAUAUUCAGACGUUCGUCUCCAAAUUACUUUUUAUUCUCCUAACAUUCCAAAGUAUUUAUCAUAUAAUGACACUAUUCAAAUUAUACACCAUUUUUCCUCAUAAUUCCACUUUAGUCAUUUGUAUCUUUCCGUAACAUUAUUCUCCCGUACUAUUGCAACUUUUAUUAUUUGUAAAAUGACAGCUUUAUUCUGGUAACAUUAUUGGUGUAUAUUCUUCUCGGUGUGGCCCUAGUACUCCUUUGCACCUUCUGCAAGUGCACUUUUACUUUGAAGAGGUUUUGUUUAUACUGUAACUAUAUAGGACUGUACAUUUGAUUUGACUUGAACUAUAAUAAAAGAUUUUAAUUGUCAUCAUUUCUUACUAAAGAACAACUGAGUGCUCUUGCUGCCCGUGUGUGGCAGUACUAGGAAUAACUCAUCCAAAGCGAUUCUGUUGUGUGUGUAUUUAACCAGCAGCUCAUAAUGAACCAGCCAUUGUUUUCCGAUGCCAUCAUACUGUACCAACAACUCAGUUGUUGCUUAGUAAGGAAUGCCAUAUCAUCUGAAAUGAAUGUACAUCCGGUUUAGUGUGUGUUGUAAAUAAGAGUUGUCUUUAGAGUGACUGCUGUUCAUUGAUUGUAACAAUUAUGCAACCUGUUGUAAAAUCUGCUUUUUUGCCAGUGAAAAUCCAGCAUGAUAUCACUGACGUCUCUGACCUCUUAACUGGCUACCUGCGUAAAAAACACACAGUUGCCGAUAUCCAUAAUCCUAAUUUAUAAGACACCGGUGUGUCUUACAACAGUCCCGCCCCAAUGGAUCCCCUCUGGCUCCAGUUUGUCUUCAGGAGGCAAUGGAGCGAGGGCGGCAGAAGGGGCUUGCGUGAUGAAGAGUAAUAGGCCGCCGUGUCUAAUCGUUUUGAUUUAGCUUCUGGGGUCGGUUCAGUUACAGCUUGAGUGGUUUUAUGUUGCUCAAGUGGAUCUAGCGACUGAUUUAUUGAUCUCGGGCAGGCUGUCAGACUGGCGUCAUAAUUGAAUUGGCAGUGUGAGGUGUAAUGCCGACAGUCUGGCGCCAGAGGGUGCCCUGGCACCGCAUUGUAAAACAUGACGUCAUUAUCAAUGGUCUUGAAACAGUUAACCGGAGAAGACUUAUAGAGGCUAAAUUUGUUCACAUACUUUAUUUAUUUACAUAUAAUGGGACAUUUUGGGGGUAUUGUGCUGGGAGACAACACUAGUAAAAAAAAACGGACAAAAGGAAGCAGUAUAUAUUGAACUACUCUACUCAAAAUACAAAAAGAAACAUGUUUGGUAGAAUAAGGUUAGUAUUAUGUUACGAUAGGUGGUGGUGUAUUUAAAAGCCAAUAAGUGACACCUAAUACAUUUAUUUAACAGGUAAAUACUGUUUGAAGCGCACAAGUAGCGUGCUGCUGGAAUGAAUGCGUUCCAUGAUAUUCAACGAGAUACACUGCACACAUCAUACUAAGCACACACAGCGGUACUGCUUCCCAAAAUGUGCGACAUACAAGCACCACGUCAUUAAGUUGAAAUGCCUUUGCGAAGGUACAGCCGUCACCUGCUGUGUUUUGUCAUCGCGCACUCAGGCCGUGUGUGACAUGACAUCACCAGCAGGUUUUAAAAUCAUGUUUUAAAAAAAGGAUGACGGGAUACACUGCACUGAUCAUGAUGGUGCUUCAUUACAGUAGUGCUUUUAAGAUGAUUGGAGAAGACGGUGGUACGAGUUUCUUCCCUCCGUAAAAGCCUAUAAUUCAGAUUCUAACGCAGGGCUUAAAUAUAUAUUUUUUUAAAAGUCCCUGAAAUGGACGGCCUUCAUGAGCAGUGCAACAACAUGACAAUAUAUGAAUUUCUAUUAGAGUAGGAACUCCCCUCCUGUGACAGGACAAGGAGGGAUGGGGACGUUGAGGAGGUUUUGUAUUCUACUCCAGCGACUGGAGCAUGAGGAGCUGCUUGAGGACCUUGGUCUGACUGGUCUCCCUGAUCUCUCCGGCGAGGAACAUCUCGUCCACGACCGUGUACACCUGCAAGAAAACGAGAUGGCUUGGCGGCAGGGCUGACAGCAGAUAAGUCACAUCAACAAGUUCUGAACAAAAAUAGUCCAACAAAUAAUAGCCAAAAGCCACAAACUGAAAGCAGAUGUGACAUUAUCUGGUUGCCUCCUCACAUACAUAGGACUUCCUGGAACAUUGCCUCAUGAAAUGACGAGUUGUCAACUCAUCACUUAUGAAAAUAGCCACUGAAUCACCCAGCUUCAUGUAAAAAAAAAGACAGCAUUUCUUUUGUUUCUAUAAGUGGAACAUCAAUUGGGACAGUUUUAAUUCACAAGGGCACCAACGGCAGCUGGAGAGAGCAGUUUUUUUCCCCUCCGCACCAGUUGGUGUUAAUUAGACAUUGGUUGCUAUGGAAUCACAGGGAAACAUUCAUGUGUCUUUCGUACUCUUGUCACUGAUAGUGUGAACAUUUCUUCUCACCUUGUAGAAGUUGAAGACGAGGUCCAAUUCACACACGUUGUGGAAGUACUCGUUGAGCACCUUGCAGGAGACACACAAUGGGGUGACUUCACGGCGUCAUGACGUGAUUGUUUAGUUGCAAUAAUGGUAAGAGUGAGAUAUCCAUUUAUUUUUUCCACCCAUCCAUUUUCUAUGGCGUUUGUCCUCACUAGGGUCACGGGGGGGAUGCUGGAGUCUAUCCCAGCUGACAUUGGGAGAGAGGUGGGGUACACCAUGGACUGGGCACCAGCCAAUUGUACAGGACCAUUUUAUGGAGUCAAAGAUCAAAGAAAGUUAACUGGGUCCAGACCUGACUGAUAAGUGAUGUAGGAUUCAAUAUUAAUAAGGGGAAUAUUUUUGUAGUUAGAGCAUAGAAAAACAGUUUAUGACUUCCUAAACAUGAUUUUUACCAUUAUUAGAGCCCUGUGGACACCACAUUGCGUAACUCCUACGCACAGGCUAUGGGAUCACUGCAGGGACACAAGAUGGCCGCCGCUUUAAGUAUAGCAUGCUACCAAGCUUCUAGAAUAGAGAAAUUGGAGGCUAACUAAACCUAAAAGGUCUUCAAGCGGAGUGGAGGGAAAAAAAAAUACAACGCAAGAAGCCACAAGUUACCACUUCCUCAUGGAAUGGGAGGAGAACUUUAGUCAUGUCGGACUCUGCAUCCAUUUCUAAAUGCGUGCCGUGCAAGUUAAGGUAAUGUAAUGUCUCAUCAGUGUAUCAUGGCUGACACAUGGUGACCAGAAUACUACAUGACUCGUUUUUCAAUAUUUUGGACUAAUAAUAGACCAUAGUCAACAACAAAGCUUUUUACUUUUUUGGAAAAACGCCGUUUGAGCUGCAAAACGGUUAGUCAAAGAUCCUCUAAGACUACACAGCUUUUAUGGUAGCGUUAAAGACAGAAAUGUAAAAACAAAGCCAGAAAUAGUUGCUAUAUGUAUUCCAUUUAAAAACAGGUCUUUAUUAUAUGCAGUCAACCCUUGCUACAUCGUGGUUCGAAUAUCGCUCCCUCUAUUGCAGUUUUUCAAAAAUUAUUGCCAUUUAGCGGUUGACUAUGGCCCAGUAUUAGUCAACAAAUAUUGAAAAAUGUACAUGUUAAAUGCAGUAUACUGACCACCAGGCAUCAGUGAUGACACAGAUCACCGAUGACAGUACCUUAAAUCUAAUUACCUUAACGUGCAUGACGUCAGCCAUUACAUGUCUGACAUGAUAAAGUGAAAAAAUAAGUUAUCCUCCCAUCACAUGUGGUCUAUUUCUGACUUCUAAUUAUCUUUCUUCCUCGCUCUAUUUGAAACCCUUUCUGUUGAGAAUGAAUUAAUUUGAAGCUAACUAGUUAGCCUGCUAGCAUGCUUGCGCAUUAGCAAUGUGGUGUAAAGUGACUAUAGGGGUGUUUAUCGUGUCAGCAAUGGUAAAUGUUCGACACAAUGUCACCCUGUCGUAGAUGAUAUUUGCUUAAGAGUUUGUGGUCCUGAAACCAACUGAACACUAUCUUUGUGUUUUUGUUGUAAUAAGAUCUUAGAGCAGACUUUUGUAAACUGCACCACCCUCAAGAAUGUUCUAUUAAUGUUCAGCAAGACAUAAGAAUGUGUUUUUUCAAAGACAAUCAUUAACAGACAUUCCUGUAAACAAUCAGACCGGAACAACUCAAUCAUCAUAGCUGACUUGCUGAGCAGCUCCACUGUACGCUAUACAGUACAUUGUGUGCUUUAAGUGUGUGUGCGUGGUACCUCGACAAAGUUGUGGAUUCCCUCGAGAUAUGCCAAGUUGUUAUCAGUCACGUCCACACAAAUGCAGAAGUAUAGCCCAGCGUAGCGUCGGUAUAUGAUCUUAAAGUUUCGGAACUGGGGGGUGGGGGGAAAAGGCCAUGUCAAUUUCAUUUAUGUAGAGCUAAGUCACUGUAGUGGUUAUCUCAUGGACCAAAGGACUCAAUGGAGCCCUUCUGUCACCAAUGGGUCUUAAUUUGGCAAGGCUAAGUGAGAUGCUGUUUGAAGCAAUCAAGGUGUAGCAAAUGUAUGUCUAUGCAUUCUAUUGUUAAUACGUGAGAUACUUUUGCAUAUUCCUCACCUCCACAAAGUUGGUGUGCUUGGCAUCCCUGACAGUCACCACAGCGUGCACUUCUUCGAUUAAUUUUUGCUUCUCAUCAUCGUCAAACUGCAUGUACCAUUUGGCCAGUCGUGUCUUUCCAGCUCGGUUCUGGAUCAAGAUGAAGCGGAUCUAACGUAUGGGACAAAAUCAGCACAGUCAACGUUUGUACAUGUCAAUGUACUCCACUACUAUAUCUCUAUGCUAACUGUUAGCAUGGGUGGACGACUUCAUUCAACUGCACACGUCCUGUUAGCGUUAGCCAAAGUGUAAGACAGGAGCAGCUGGUCCACAGUAAUAAUUUUAGUGCUGUUUCAAUUGUUCAUCACAAAAUAGUUUAGUUUUGUUUAUUACAGUUGUGUUAACAUGCGAUUUUAGCUUUAGCGAUUGUAAUUUAGCAAUGCAGCUAAUGGUUGUGUACGGCGAGCGGUGAUACGGAAUGAAAUCUAAGCUUAGAUAGCAUGUGCUGGGUCUAUUUGUGACAUAUUUACCAUUUUCUUCUCCUAAACGUACACCUUAGACACUCCAGAGGCUCGUUCUUGGACGAUUAUGCCGUUUUUCGACAAAAAUACAUCAGUAAUACCUCCGACCGCUCGCCCGCUAUCUUUUACCAAGCUAUCAGGAAGCGAAGGAAGAACUGGUGAUGUCGCGUUGCAUGCUGGGGGAUGUAGUUUUUAAUUCAACCAGUUAACUAAUAGUAAUGAGUCUUAAAACUACAAUAACCGGCGUUCUUUGGUAAAACGUUUCAUUGUGCAUUUUUGAUCACAUGACAGGCUAAAAAUAUUAGACAUUUGUGAAAGUAAAAAAAUAUAUAUACAGAGCAUUAGAAAAUAAAGAAGUUGAAUAAAGUAAUAGACUUACUAACAUUACUAAUCGAUAUUAUAAUUAUAAGUUUGUCUGAAAGCUUCCUUAAUUUGGCACUGUAAUUAGAUGUUGGUCUGAAUCACCAGCUAGUUGACCACAAACGGGAAAUUUGGACAGCCUUCCUCGCUCUCUGAGCAUUCAUAUGAAUUAGAUGGGGUGGAGGAACUGGGGCUGUCAGGCAUUGCACAACGUUUGAGGAGAGGAAUGUACGAACCCUUGGGAACUACAAGUAUUUCAGCUGCAAACACAGACAGAGGGAUGAGGUGAAAUGUUGAGGAAACAACAAUGGCAAGGACUUCUGCCCAGAAACUACGGAAGGGAAACUGACGCGGAUGUGAAACAGAGGCAGAUUAUUAUUAUUAAGAGAAACUUUGACCCCUGCUGAUCUGGUCUUGUGUGAUUGGGGUCAUGCAAAUAUUGCUGGAGAGAGCACAGUGUGAUUGGACAUGAGUCUGUGUGUUUAUUUAAACAAAGGUCAGUGCUCUUUCAACACAGCCUGGCUUUUAGGCAGGAUCACUUGGCGAAAACAAAAAUGCAUAUUUGGACCUAGCACGGUGCGUUAUUGGUAAUCUCUUUGGCAUAGUCCAAAACGUGUAGACCAGGGGUGUCCAAACUAUGGCCUGGGGGCAAUUUGCAGCCCACAGCAUGUUUUUAAUUGGCUCAUGACAUUCUAGAAUAGGUGUUAAUAAUAUUUUUUGUCACAACAAACACAAAUUUUUGUCUUUAAAAACGCAUAAAAAAGUAUCAAAAUGGCCUGGGCAUGCUUUGACUUUUCCAUAUGCAGCACUUGUAGUGUAUGUUGAUCUACAAUGGAUUGGUUUUAAUGUACCAAAGUCGCCCCUGCAUACUUAAAUAGUAGAAAAAGUUUGGACACCCCUGGUGCCAACUACUGACGGUUGUUGCAAUCACAUGGAUUUUAGUGUGGUAGUGUGGCUUUAUAAAAAAAAACUACAUAUCAUAAAACAUGUAUAUUACCUGGGAAAAUAUGCAAAUAUAGCAUACAUGGCGCAUUAGGCGAUAUUUUUACAUUGAUAUAGUGUAAAUAAACAUUUUAUAUAUAUUUUUAAAAUAAAAUUAAAUUAAAAAUAUAUACAUAUUUAGGGCCUACUCAGGAAUUUUUUCCCGCUGUGUUGCAUUUCAUUUACCAUUAGUUGUGACUACAAUUGACAAUAAAUGCAAUUACAUUAACUGUGGACAAGCUAACAAAACAUAUAUUUAUUAAAGUCUAUUCGUGAAGUCGUUAAAUAUAUAUGGAAUAUAUAUUUUUCUAUAUAUUUGGGUGGCUGGAGGUGGAACGUGUGUGAUGGUGAAUGUACAAGCGUGUGUUGUAAUUGUGUGUGUGCACCACUGGGCGAGACUGUCUCUCUGUGUUGGCGGUGAAAGAGGAGGGGAGAUGCUGCUGCUGCUGCUUGGAGUCGGGAAAAAAGGGGCCGCCAUUAUUGGGAAGCUGACAAAAAAAGAACCCACAACCGUCACACAUUUUUUCUAGCUUGCCAGGGAGCUCAACCACACGAAGGAAGACACGGACUGUUGGCUCCACUCUGGGUCAUUUCAACAGACGAGAUCUCGAUCGCCUCUCCCCCACUCCCGAUUUUUUUUUUUUUUUUUUUGAGGGGUUUUGUUAUUUCGGACACAACAAAGGAAAUAAUAAUUGCUCCAAACAACGUGGUGGCGAAGCAAUACAGACUUCAACAAAAGAGCGAUUCUUGAAAGCAGCGGCAGCAACAGCACCUCCUUUUUUUGCUUCUUGUUUUGUUGAGGAAGACUUUGUGCUGCAUUUUCCCCGCUUGCGUCCUAACUAGCAUGUCUGUUAGCCCUCCGGAACGCGAAUGCUAAUGUGAAAACUUCAGUCGUCAGCAUAGAAAGUGGGAAAAAUGAACAUUUAGACUCUUUUGAGACAGAUAACGCGGAUAAUAAGUAUUGGUGGGGAGUGUUUUUGUCUUUUUUUUUUUUUUAAA